This is a messenger RNA of Candidozyma haemuli, 1311 nucleotides long. RefSeq names its product alpha-1,2-mannosyltransferase KRE2 (gene MNT2). The record is from RefSeq and is a predicted model, not a curated record. Gene Ontology annotation, biological process: protein N-linked glycosylation; cell wall mannoprotein biosynthetic process; protein O-linked glycosylation. The transcript has a single exon. Gene Ontology annotation, molecular function: alpha-1,2-mannosyltransferase activity. Lineage: Eukaryota; Fungi; Ascomycota; Pichiomycetes; Serinales; Metschnikowiaceae. The coding region runs from base 1 to 1311 and encodes 436 amino acids. Gene Ontology annotation, cellular component: Golgi apparatus; membrane.
AUGGCAAUUCGGGCUCCGCAGAAUAAGAGGCUUUAUGUUGCCGUUGCUUCAGCCAUCGCUGUCCUUUUUCUAUACUUUAUUUUAGGCAGCACUUCCCUGGACAAAACAGUGGUGUACGUGGACAAGUCCACGGGCCAGGUGGUUUCUGAUUUCAAGGCAAACAAGAACGUUCCGGUUGAUCUCCCGUCGGAACCACAGCCAGAGGCUCACCAGGCUCCUCAGGCUCCAAACGCUCCUUCGAUUAAAGACAACGACAAGGAGGAAAAUGCUGCUUUGCAACAGAUCGGGUCGCUGGGCCAGACUGGUAAACAACCAGGAGAUUGUGUUAUUCCUGGUAAACGUGCUAAGGCCACGUUUGUGUCUUUGGCCAGGAACGAGGAGUUGUACGACUUGAUCAAGGCUAUCAGAAACGUUGAAGAUCGGUUCAACAGAAAGUUUCAGUAUGAUUGGGUUUUCCUUAAUGACCAGCCUUUCACUCAGGAGUUUAAGGACUUGACGACUUCUAUUGUCUCGGGCCAGGCCAAGUUUGGACUUAUUCCUGAGGAGCACUGGUCAUAUCCAGAUUGGAUUGAUCAUGAAAAAGCCGCCAAGGCCCGUGCUGAUAUGAAGGCAGCAAAGAUUAUUUAUGGUGAUUCUGAGUCUUACAGACACAUGUGUCGAUUUGAAAGUGGAUUCUUCUGGAGAAAUCCAUUGUUGGACGAGUAUGACUGGUACUGGCGUGUGGAGCCAGGUAUCCAGGUGCACUGUGAUUUGAACUACGAUUUGUUCAGAUACAUGGAAGACAACGAUAAGGUUUACGGAUUCACGAUUUCCAUUCAUGAGUUUGAAAAGACAAUUCCUACGUUAUGGAAGCACACCAAGGACUUCAUUGACUUGCACCCAGAGUACCUUGCCAAGGACAACUUCAUGGACUUUAUCAGUAACGACAAGGGCAAAACAUACAACUUGUGUCACUUCUGGUCGAACUUUGAAGUGGCGUCGUUGAAGUUCUGGAGGUCGCAAGCGUACAGAGACUACUUUGAUUAUCUUGAUAAGACGGGCGGGUUCUUUUACGAAAGAUGGGGCGAUGCGCCAAUUCAUUCGAUCGCCGCAGCCCUCUUUUUGCCCAAGGAUAAGAUCCAUUACUUCGAGGAUGUCGGAUACAACCAUGGCGUUUAUACGCAAUGCCCAUUGAAUCCACAGUUCCGAUUCGAGCACCGGUGCGAUUGCAACCCACAAAAGGACUUUACAUUUAGAGGGUACAGUUGUGGAAAGAAAUACUACGAGGCGAUGAAUCUCGAGAAGCCCAAGGAAUGGGUUGAUUACCAGUGA